AUGAAGAGACGAGAUAAACUGAAAAUCCCCUCCCUGACUUUAGAUUUGUCCCCCACUUGCCAGAGUCCAACCCUCCUGAGCCCCUGCAGCCCCUGUAGCCCCUGCAGCCCCUUACAAACCCUUCAUCCCUGGAGCUGUCGCAGCAGCAACAGGAAAAGCCUCGGGGUCGGGACGCCCUCACCCACACUGUCCAGGCCACUCUCCCCGCUCUCACUCAGCACAGCUGUGAGCAGCCCUCUGGACAGCCCUCGAAAUGUGUCAGCCAGUGCCUGCCUCAACUUUCCAUUCGCUCGAAGAGCUGAGGGCAGACGGUGGUCUCUGGCUUCUCUCCCAUCUUCGGGCUAUGGAACCAAUCCACCGAGCUCCACUGUCUCGUCCUCCUCGUCCUCCCAGGAGCGACUUCACCAGCUUCCCUACCAGCCAACACAAGACGAGCUGCACUUCCUUUUCAAGCACUUUCGCAGCACGGACAGCAUUACAGAUGAGGACGGACGGCCCUCGACGGUCAUACGACCUCGAUCGCGAAGCCUCAGCCCCGGCCGAUCAAGUGUCUCCUUUGAUAAUGAGAUAGUCAUGAUGAACCAUGUCUACAGAGAACGCUUUCCGAAGGCCACAGCUCAGAUGGAGGAGCGCUUGUUAGAGAUUAUCACUCACUACUCUCCAGACAGCUCCCUCCCGUUGGCUGACGGCGUGCUGGGCUUCAUCCAGCACCAGUUGGUCGAGCUGGUUAGAGACUGUUUGGACAAAUCCCAGAAAGGCCUGGUUACUACCCGCUAUUUUGCCGAGCUGCAGGAGAAGCUGGAAAAGCUGUUUCACGAGGCUUACGAACGCUCUGAAAGCGAGGAGGUAACCGUCAUCACCCAGCUGGUGCGCAAGAUUCUCAUUAUAAUCUCUCGACCAGCUCGUCUCCUAGAAUGCCUGGAGUUUGACCCGGAAGAGUUUUAUCACCUACUUGAGGCAGCGGAGGGUCACGCCAAAGUGGGCCAGGGGAUCAAGACAGACAUCCCGCGGUACAUCAUCAGCCAGCUUGGUCUGACCCGAGACCCGUUAGAAGACAUGGUGCAGCUUGAACAUGAGUUUACAGAUUUUAACCUCAAACUCAACAAACUGCACUAUUCAACUGCACCUUAUUCACCACAGACGCUGACCCCUACUCGAAGAAAACCUCUUGAGAGAGAUUUUGAGACCAUCAAACUCAUUAGUAACGGAGCAUACGGGGCAGUGUAUCUUGUUCGCCACAAAGAAACGGGACAGAGGUUUGCUAUGAAAAAAAUUAAUCGUCAGAACCUGGUGUUGAGGAACCAAAUCCAGCAGGCGUUUGUGGAGCGGGAUAUUCUAAUUUUUGCAGAGAACCCUUUUGUUGUUUCCAUGUUCUGCUCCUUUGAGACACGACGCCACCUCUGCAUGGUCAUGGAGUAUGUUGAAGGUGGAGAUUGUGCCAACCUAUUAAAGAACAUGGGCCCGCUUCCUGUGGAAAUGUCAAGCAUGUAUUUUGCUGAAACAGUUCUGGCUCUGGAGUAUCUUCACAACUAUGGCAUUGUGCAUCGUGACCUUAAACCUGACAAUUUAUUGAUCACAUCCAUGGGUCACAUUAAGCUGACAGACUUUGGUUUGUCUAAAAUCGGCUUGAUGAACAUGACCACAAACUUGUAUGAGGGUCACAUUGAAAAGGACACAAGAGAAUUUGUUGACAAGCAGGUGUGCGGUACUCCAGAGUACAUUGCUCCAGAGGUGAUCCUCAGACAGGGCUAUGGGAAACCAGUGGACUGGUGGGCGAUGGGAAUCAUCCUCUAUGAGUUCCUUGUGGGCUGUGUUCCAUUUUUUGGAGACACUCCUGAGGAGCUUUUUGGACAAGUUGUCAGUGAUGAAAUCAUUUGGCCAGAAGGAGAUGAUGCUUUACCUGUUGAUGCCCAGGACCUCAUCACCCGGCUGCUGAGGCAGAGCCCUUUAGAACGAUUGGGGACAGGCGGUGCCUCUGAGGUGAAGCACCACCCUUUCUUUCUGGGUUUGGACUGGAAUGGACUCCUCCGACAAAAAGCGGAGUUCAUUCCUCAGCUUGAGGCAGAGGACGACACCAGCUACUUUGACACUCGUUCAGAUCGCUACCAUCAUUUGGCCUCUGAUGAAGAUGAAGAAACCAACGACGACGACGAGUCUUUGGAAAUCAGACAGUUUUCCUCCUGGUCCCAUCGCUUCAGCAAGGUUUACAGCAGCACAGAACAUCUGGCGACACCUUCCAACCUGAGCUUCUCUUCGGACCGCAGUCACAGUGAAGACAAAGAGGACCGUUUGGAUGUUGGAGGACUGAAUUUGUCCCCGGGCCCAACAGAUGGCAGUGUGGAAAUCCGACAUUCUGGACGCAUGACCAGCCUUCGCCCUCGAACCUCGUCCAGUUCCUCCCAGUCUGAAAGAAGCACCAGUCCUUUGGUGAUGAGCAGCACCCACAGCCUGGAGACGAUGCCCCGUUUCGCCCUCUCCACUGACGAUGAAGCUGAGGUGGUGGUGUCAAACCUCAGGAGGAUCAGGAUUCGAAGCAACAGCACCGGGGCCAAACAUUCAUCCCCCAAGGACCCAGCAGGCCCUCGACGCUUUGGAAACCAGCUGGAGACUCCAGACAGACAGAAGCUUCCCUGUGGAGGAAAAGUUCCCAAGUCAGCCUCCAUCUCAGCUCUGUCCCUCAUCAUUACAGCAGAUGAUUCACCCAGCGGCCUACAGCCCAGUCCCAUUUCCCCACGCUCUCUGUCUUCCAACCCAUCAUCUCGGGAUUCAUCCCCCAACAGGGAUUUCUCAUUCAGUCCUGGGAGUCUCAGGCCACCAAUCAUCAUUCACACCUCGGGAAAGAAGUAUGGCUUUACCCUGCAGGCCAUCAGAGUCUACAUGGGUGACAGUGAUGUCUAUACUGUGCAUCAUAUGGUGUCGAGCGUGGAGGACGGCAGCCCAGCUCAUCAGGCAGGCCUCCGCACUGGAGACCUCAUCACCCACGUGAACGGAGAGCCUGUUCAAGGGCUCGUCCACCCAGAGUUGAUUGAACUGCUCCUGAAGAGUGGCAAUAAGGUGACUCUUCAAACCAUAGCACUUGAGAACACGUCGAUCAAAGUCGGUCCGGCUCGAAAGACCAAGCACAAAGGGAAGAUGGCUCGCCGCAGCAAGAAGAGCAAAAGGAGAGAUAAUUAUGACAGGCGACGAACCAUCUUAAAGAAACUCUCCAAGCAAAGCACAGUGAUACACAGCAGUCGCAGCUUCUCUUCAGGUCUUCAUCAUUCAGUUUCCUCCAGUGAGAGCCUUCCAGGCUCCCCAACACACAGCCUGUCCCCUGGUCCCUCGACACCCUGCAGGAGUCCGGCACCAGAACAUCAGGGCUGCGACAACUCUCCUCAGAGCACAUCUCCCUGCUCAAGCUCGCCCAGUUCUCCCGCCACACACAUCCGGCCCAACUCUCUUCACGGCCUGGGCUCCAAACUUAGCACGCAGCGCUACGCUAAGGUGGGCCGACGGAAGUCGACCAGUAACAUUCCCCCUUCACCUCUGGCCUGCAACUCCUCCUCGUCCUCCAACCAGCCACUAUCCCCACAACGUUCACCAUCUCCACUGCCAGGCUUCUCCAAAUCCCUUCACACUUUUCAUGGCAAAACCUUAUCUCCCCCCACCAUCGUUCGGCACGGUGUCCGGCCACGCAGCGCAGAGCCACCUCGGUCUCCUUUGCUUAAGCGAGUACAGUCUGCUGAAAAGCUGUCUGGUGUGUAUCUUGCUGACAAGAAGUCAUAUGCCCCCCGCAGGCACACGCUGGAAGUGCCGUUUUAUGGAGAGUGUGACUUGCUGGGUGAUUUUGAGGCAGAAGGAGCAUGUGGAGGAUUUUACAUCUCUGCAGAUCACAGCAGACUGGGGGGCUACAUGGGCAACCAAAGGAUACGAGACUCUGGGAUCGAACGAUCAGAGCAGCUAGUUGUGAUGAGGAAGCUCAACCUGUCAGAGCGGCGAGACUCCUUCAAAAAGCAGGAGGCGGUGCAGGAGGUGAGCUUUGACGAGCCAGAGGAGAAAAGCAGCAGCAUAAUGACAGGAACCACUACAGUGCCAGGAGCCCAAACACAGCAGCCGCACUGGAAGCCUUGGAUGGUCUCUCAGUCUCAGAGCCGGGAGGAUGUGGAGCUAGAAGUACCAGUGGUGAGGAGGUUCACACUGGUGCCUCAGAUCGCUGUUCAGGGCUCAACAGAGAGUGAGGAGCAGGACGAGUGGGAGCCGUGCUCGGAUGAAGAGGAAUCCAACAAAAACCUGGAGCUGGAGGUCUUUUCAUCACAGCAGGAACAACCAGAACAUCUUCACACCGAACGCACUCUGGCAGCAGGAACUUCAUCCACCCGUCAUCAAGAUGCUCCAUCAUCUCUGACUGCAGAGCGCAGUGAGGACAAACUUCAAAAAGAACACAUUAGAAAGUGAACCCAUCACUGUCUUCAUUUCAGCUGUUUGUUUCUGUUAUGAAUCCUCUCAAUUAAAACAAAAUGAAGCCGAGUUGUUUCCAGUUCGACCCACAUAAGUGCAAGUUGUAAAC
Molecule: messenger RNA, 4546 nt
Organism: Nematolebias whitei (Rio pearlfish)
Lineage: Eukaryota; Metazoa; Chordata; Actinopteri; Cyprinodontiformes; Rivulidae
Gene: mast3b
Product: microtubule associated serine/threonine kinase 3b
Exons: 28
Coding region: 1-4434 (1477 amino acids)
Biological process (GO): intracellular signal transduction; peptidyl-serine phosphorylation
Molecular function (GO): protein serine/threonine kinase activity; magnesium ion binding; ATP binding
Source: RefSeq, a predicted model, not a curated record